Molecule: messenger RNA, 516 nt
Organism: Postia placenta MAD-698-R-SB12
Lineage: Eukaryota; Fungi; Basidiomycota; Agaricomycetes; Polyporales; Adustoporiaceae
Exons: 3
Coding region: 1-516 (171 amino acids)
Source: RefSeq, a predicted model, not a curated record
AUGGCUGACAUUAAAGCAGAUAACGAGAGCCUCGUUUUUGCGCUACGCACUCUUGGCUUUUAUAUGGAACGCGACCGAUUGGUGCUAGAGGCCAUGUCUCUCAAAGACCAGAAUGUCCGCCUGAAAAAGGCGUUUGACCGAGCAGUGGAAAAUGUUUGUAUAAUGAGCCUGCUGUAUGACGUCAAGGAGUCCAGAGCUGGAAAGCUCAAGCUGUCGAACCGAAGAAAAUGGAGUCGAUGGCAGGAGAAUCGGAACGCUCUAUUCAUUCAAACGAUCAGCGUCAUACAUAUCAUCGACCGCCCAUGCUCGAUGAGCUGCUUCCUGCAGAGGCAGACGGGCCACAUUGGGAAGGGGGGUCUUGGUGAAGACAACAGCGUCAUCUUCGAUGCCAUGGUGAACAUCAUCAAGACGUCGACGAGAGAUAAAGCUGAGGUGUACUACUUCUGGGCCAUGCGUAGAGGAGACUGCCUCGAGAUCGAUCUGCAAGACCUACCUCAUCAAUCGCUUGGCUGGUAA